AUGUUGCUCGCGCUGCAACUCGCUGGCCUGCUGGCCUUUGGAUCCCCUGUGUGGGCUCGUCCCCGUGCGAGAGCUGUCACAAGCCCGCAGUCUUAUGUCACCUCCUCCGAUGGCGUCUACAACCUGAGCUCUUAUACGGCCCCCGUUCAGGGUCCAGGGAAUCCGAACGGUGCGUCGACAUGGAAGCUCGCUGUCGACGACACCGACAGCGGGCACAAGCAACAAAUUACCGGUUUUGGCGCGGCCGUCACCGAUGCCACUGUAUCGGUGUUCUCGUCCCUGUCGUCCGGUCAGAAAUCGGCCCUCAUCGCUGAACUGUUCACCACCACUCCUGACGAUGGGGUCGGUUUCAGCUUGAUGCGCCACACCAUCGGCGCCUCGGACCUGUCUGCAUACGCCUACUCCUAUGACAACGGCUCCAGUCCCGAUCCUUCUCUGGCAGAUUUCAGUCUGUACAGCCCUGGCCAGGACAUGGUGAGUCUGAUAGCCGACUUCGCGUCCGCAAACUCGGCCCUCAAGCUUCUCGGUUCGGUCUGGAGCCCGCCUGGGUGGAUGAAACUGAACGGGGUGAUGUACGGCACGACGGAUAACAACAAUCUCAACAUGGACUACGCAUCCUCGUACGCAAAUUACUUUGUCAAGUACAUCCAAGCCUUCGCCGCCGGAGGCGUCACCGUCGAUGCGAUCACAAUCCAGAACGAGCCACUCAACAGCCAAGCUGGGUAUCCUACCAUGUACGUCUCAGCGGACCAGGAGACGCAGCUCAUUCAGGACUACGUGGGACCAGCCUUGAAGAACGCCAAUCUCGCGACGGAGAUUUGGGCAUAUGACCAUAACACAGAUGUGCCGUCGUUCCCUCAGACGGUUCUCGAUGGUGCUGGUGACUACGUCAACACAGUCGCCUGGCAUUGCUAUGCGACAAACAACAACUGGGAUGUUCUGACGCAGUUCCACCAGUCCAAUCCUGACGUGACCCAGUACAUGACUGAAUGCUGGACUUCGCCAACGAAUUCGUGGGAUAGCACGAUCGACUUUGUUAUGGGACCAAUGCAGAACUGGGCCUCUGGAUCCAUGGCCUGGACUCUCGCAACCGACUUCAACUACGGCCCUCAUCUCCCCGGAGGGUGCACGACCUGCCGGGGACUGGUGGAAAUCGACACCAGCGCGGGGACCUAUUCCAAGACGCUCGACUACUACCUCAUGGGGCAGUUUUCGCGGUUCGUGCCGCGGGGCGCCAUUGCGCUUAACACGACGGGCAGCUGGGACUACGGGAACGACCAGAAACUCGAGGCGAUCGCGUUCUUGAACCCGGACAGCUCGCGGACGGUGGUGAUCGAGAACACAUUCGGCAAUGAGGUCUAUGUGACGGUCACAUUCAACAGUGGGGAAACGUGGAGCGGACCGUUGUAUCAGCAGUCGCUGACAACGUGGGUGUUGCCCCCUACGAGUGGAUGA
This is a messenger RNA of Rasamsonia emersonii CBS 393.64, 1455 nucleotides long. Its product is annotated as beta-1,6-glucanase. Gene Ontology annotation, molecular function: glucosylceramidase activity. Gene Ontology annotation, biological process: glucosylceramide catabolic process. Lineage: Eukaryota; Fungi; Ascomycota; Eurotiomycetes; Eurotiales; Trichocomaceae. The record is from RefSeq and is a predicted model, not a curated record. Bases 1 to 1455 code for a protein of 484 amino acids. The transcript is spliced from 4 exons.